Drosophila guanche is the source of this 1535-nucleotide messenger RNA. RefSeq names its product soluble calcium-activated nucleotidase 1. Gene Ontology annotation, biological process: proteoglycan biosynthetic process. The transcript has 2 exons. The coding region runs from base 104 to 1363 and encodes 419 amino acids. The record is from RefSeq and is a predicted model, not a curated record. Gene Ontology annotation, molecular function: UDP phosphatase activity; GDP phosphatase activity; calcium ion binding. Lineage: Eukaryota; Metazoa; Arthropoda; Insecta; Diptera; Drosophilidae.
CACAACAACUCAAAAACCGACACAUCACACAUCAUACGUUUUGUUUGUGCCACACACGCCAAAAACGCCAACUCCGAAUCGAGUCGCGUCGAGCUCCACAUAAAUGCAACAAAGCCCAGCCUUCGCGUAUAGGGAGCUGGAGACCUCGCCGCGCGCCAUGUACAUGCGCGACUGGCGCUCUGCUCUGCGAACACCCACGUAUCGUAUCGGAAAUCGAACAGUCCGAUUCAAUUAUCACUUUGCCCUGCUGGUAGUCUGCGUUGUGGCUCUGGUGCUUCUCUUCUACUUCGCCCGCCAGGGCUCCCGCUCCUCCUCCGAUGGCUACUGGCUCCGCAAGAGCAUCGUCGAGGCCAAGAGCCUGGAUGGCAGAGCCGUCAUGGAGGCGUACAACUUCACCUACCCACUGACGCCCCCCUUGGGGUUGCGUGGCGGAGUCAUCAACUACCGGAUCGCCAUGAUAGCAGAUCUAGAUAAGAGCUCGAAGAUAGCUAAGGCCGACGGCAGCAGUACGUGGCGGAGCUACCUCAAGAAGGGCUACCUCACGUUCACCGUGUCGAAGCCGGAGAUCCAAAUAAGCUGGGACGACGAGGCUCCCACGGCGCUGGAGUCGGCCUUUUCGCUGAAGGGACGUGGCAUGGAGUUGUCGGAGCUGGUGACCUUCAACGGGCGCCUGCUCAGCUUCGACGAUCGCACGGGGCUCGUCUACGAGAUAGUCGGCGAUAAGCCCAUUCCCUGGGUGAUACUGCUCGACGGGGAUGGACACAGCGCCAAGGGAUUCAAGUCGGAGUGGGCGACGGUCAAGCAGCAGACGUUGUACGUCGGCUCCAUGGGCAAGGAGUGGACCACGGGCAUGGGCGACUUCGAGAACAACAAUCCCAUGUAUGUGAAAGCCAUAUCGGCCAGUGGGGCAGUGCGCUCCCUCAAUUGGGUGGACAACUACAAGCAGCUGCGUCAGCAGUCGCUGCAAAUCUCCUGGCCCGGCUACAUGAUACACGAGAGUGGCGCGUGGUCGGACCAAAAGCAGCGUUGGUUCUUCCUGCCGCGUCGCUGCUCCAAGGAGAAAUACAACGAAACGAAGGACGAGCACAUGGGCUGCAAUGUCCUGGUGUCGGCCGAUGAAAACUUCAACAGCAUUCAGACGAUUCGGCUCGAUCCAGAGAACACCGCGCCCACGCACGGCUUCUCCAGCUUCAAGUUCCUGCCGGGCACCGACGACAGCAUCAUCAUCGCCAUCAAGUCCGAGGAGCUCAAUGGCAAGACCUCAACCUUCAUCACGGCGUUUGACGUGGCGUCGGGCAAGACCCUCUUGCCGGAGGCGCGCAUCGAAACAGACUAUAAGUACGAGGGAUUCGAGUUCAUUUAGCUUCUGCUGCCAGCUGCCAUCUCCCAGUCUAAGAAGGUGCUCCAGUUGUAAUUGUAUAUAUUGUGUUCCACGUAUUAGUUUCUCGUCUCAUACCAUAAGCUUUAUAUUUAUAGUCCAAGAUUUAGGUUAAUCCAGAGAUGCUCAUCUUUCGCCUCUUGUACCAUAGCGCAAA